Molecule: messenger RNA, 3047 nt
Organism: Megachile rotundata (alfalfa leafcutting bee)
Lineage: Eukaryota; Metazoa; Arthropoda; Insecta; Hymenoptera; Megachilidae
Product: heparan-alpha-glucosaminide N-acetyltransferase
Source: RefSeq, a predicted model, not a curated record
UUGGCUAGCCGGCUGUUCUCGGAUACUGGAUAAUAAAAAGCUGUUCGUGCCACUUGGCGCAUUCGUAUCUGUCAGUCGCGGCGAUUAAACGAUGCCGAACAAUAUUUGAUCGCGCGCGAUCGAGCAAACACCGAUUAGUACCGUUAGAUCGUGAUCGUCGUCCAAACGUUCGCGUCGUCAAAAGUCGUCCAGAGGUUCGAGGAACGAAACACCAGGUACCUCCGGAAAACGCGAUUGUUCUUUGCUUCUUGUACCGUGACGGUUGUUCGACUUCUCUCUUCCUUCGGAUGCUUCUCUUUGUAUCAUACUUUUUAUUACCAAUUUUGACCCUUUGAUGAACUUAUGAGGAAAGUCAUAUUAAUUUAUAAGUAUUAAAAGUUUACGAGUCACAAGUUUGCAAUACACAAUCUUAUGGAUUUAUAAAUUCUGUGUUUUUGACAAGAAAUUUUAUAAGUUUUGUAACUUCCUGUAAUCUGUAACUUACUUACUGUAUUUUAUUUACUGAGAGUUUCUUCGUGUUGUCGAAUUUCUUUCAACUGAUGUUUGAACUAAAAUUGUUCCUUGAAGGCAAGGUUACACCUUGAUAACUUAGCUCUAUAGCUUCAAGCUUAUAUUUGUAUCUUUAUUAAAUUAUUACUAACCUAUCUCUAUCGUAGAUUCGUAAUCGAUUAGAACAAUAUUUCAAGUGUUGACCUUGAGAGACCUUGAUACGUCGCCUCAUCAUAAUGCACGAUGCAACAUUAGGUGAAGGACGUGUUCCGAGGCUGACCUCGGAUUCUCGAAAUAACUCCGCGAUCCCCGCCGUCGUAAUUGUAUUUUUACCAAUUUACCGAAAACUCGUCAGAAAAAAUGGGGGACGGGAAUUUUCAUUACUCGCAAGGCGAAAUGCAGUAUAUUGAAUUUUUAGCGUUCUACUUUCUCCCAGCUCGUUGCACAUCGUUCGUAAACAUUUCUCUGAAAUUAAGGAUGCUCGUUAAGUUUCUCAGCGACGCUGCACGGAGCGGUUCCUCCUCGCGCGACUUUCGAAGCGUGCCACCUAACCGCUUCUUGUUUUUUGCUCCUCGCGUUCACUUUGCCUGCAGCUGAGACGAUGGACGAGUGGUUCUGCGAUCGCGAGACCCUCAAGUACGACGAAGCCUGCGUCAAUCUGCGGACGAACCACGAAAAUUCAGACGUUUGGCUCUAUUUGCUCUCCACGGACUGCGCGCUGUGUCCAUUUGCCAGGGCCAAGCAAAUAAUAGCGAAUGCAAAUACCAGCAUAAUAGUUGACACCGUCAGGCCAACAACUUUUAGGGUAUUGGAGGCUGAAGACCCCGAUGAGUUUGUAUCAGCAAAAAAUACGAGUAACGUGAUCUGCGAGCUAACUCCGAACUUGGGACAAUUUGGUGUGUACGACUUCACGGUCCAAAAUCGAAGUUGCGAUAUAAAGGUUUUGAACGAGCCAACUUAUCCUUAUACAGAACUUUUUGUUAUUAUCGGAGUUUUGGUGCUCGUUCUAUUUGGACUGUCUGGUUUGAAGUUAUUAUGGCACGCUUGCAAGAAGAAGUGCAUGAAACGUCAGGUGGACGACACAGCGAGGCAACCUGUAAAACGUCGAGUGAAAGCAAUCGAUACGGUUCGAGGGGCCAGUACACUGUUAAUGAUAUUCGUCAAUGACGGAUCAGGUGGUUACAAAACCUUGGGGCAUGCCACUUGGAACGGUUUACUCCCAGGAGACUUAUUAUUCCCUUGUUUCAUUUGGAUCAUGGGGGUGUGCAUCCCCAUUGCCUUGGGUAGUCAGUUGAAGCGAAUGGUACCCAAACACGUGAUAUUAUACGGUAUACUUAAGAGAAGCGUGCUCCUAUUUCUAAUCGGAGUAUCCCUAAACACGGUGGGCACCGGUCCCCAGCUCGAAAGCAUCCGAAUAUUCGGAGUCCUCCAACGUUUCGGUGUAACUUACUUCAUAGUCGCCGUGAUAUAUCUCUUCUUGAUAUCCAAAAGGCCAACGAAGGUACAGUCCCCGAUGCUACGAGAUGUGCAAGAUUUCCUUCUACUGCUACCUCAAUGGACCGUGAUGUUAGCGAUCGUGGCUGCUCACUGCAUCAUCACAUUCUGUUUACCUGUUCCUGGAUGUCCCACUGGAUAUCUGGGUCCUGGAGGCUUGCACGAUGAUGCUAAAUAUUUUGACUGCGUUGGAGGAGCGGCUGGAUAUAUCGAUAAAGUGGUGCUCAAGGAACAACAUCUGCAUCAUUCGAUGACGGUUUAUAAGUCGGCGCCGUUCGAUCCUGAAGGGAUUUUGGGUUGCCUGACAUCGACGUUCCACGUGUUCCUCGGCCUGCACGCCGGCAUAAUAAUGAUGACAUACAAAGACUGGAAAGAGCGCGUGAUAAGAUGGCUGGCGUGGGCCGCGUUCUUCAGCUGCAUCGGCUGUGCCCUCCACUUCACCAACGUGAUUCCCGUCAACAAAAAAUUAUGGUCACUGUCGUUCGUGUUCGUAACAACGUCCUUCUCCCUCGCGUUUCUCUCCGCCUGUUAUUUGCUCGUGGACGUCGUUAAGGUGUGGAACGGCGGUCCUUUCCGAAUCCCUGGUAUGAACGCAUUGUUGCUGUAUGUUGGUCACUCGGUGUGCUAUAGAAAUUUCCCUUUCCAUUGGAGUAUUGGGGAUAUGGACAGCCGGGGUCUUCGAUUGUGCGAAGCGAUUUGGGGUGCAGCUUUGUGGGCGAUUAUCGCUUAUAUUAUGCACAAGAAACGCACCUAUAUCAGCCUUUGAAAGUUUAUAGAUGGGUGGUUUAUUUUGAGAGAGGUGGAAGUCCAUUUUCAUUUAUUCUGAGAUAAAAAAAAUUAGCAUAUGUGUCAAGGAAAAAGUGUAGGUUCAAGACUAUUACAAUUCAGCAAUUUUUUACUGAUUGCUCAAUAUGCAAUUUGAUUAUACAAAUUUGUUUUAAGUGAUAUAAUAAUGGUUUUAGGUAAUGAAAUGUCUGUUCAUGCAAAUGGACCACCACUUUCAAAAUAAAUGGUCCUAAUGAAUUGUAUAAAUGAAAAAUUAAAUUUCUUACUCCUUUUUUAUA